Molecule: messenger RNA, 600 nt
Organism: Danaus plexippus (monarch butterfly)
Lineage: Eukaryota; Metazoa; Arthropoda; Insecta; Lepidoptera; Nymphalidae
Gene: RpL40
Product: ubiquitin-ribosomal protein eL40 fusion protein
Exons: 3
Coding region: 125-514 (129 amino acids)
Biological process (GO): translation; modification-dependent protein catabolic process; protein ubiquitination
Cellular component (GO): nucleus; ribosome; cytoplasm
Molecular function (GO): structural constituent of ribosome; protein tag activity; ubiquitin protein ligase binding
Source: RefSeq, a predicted model, not a curated record
AUUAAAUUCGACAGAUUAUAAUAGUGAGUGUAGUCUGUAUUAUUUUUGUCUAUGGAUCGAUAUGUUCAACCAUCCUUUUUAACCAGUUAGACAGUUUGUUAAGCACAUUUUUGGAAGAACCAAAAUGCAGAUUUUCGUUAAGACCCUAACGGGUAAAACCAUUACCCUAGAGGUUGAGGCCUCUGACACCAUCGAGAAUGUAAAGGCCAAGAUCCAAGACAAGGAAGGUAUUCCACCAGAUCAGCAGCGAUUGAUUUUCGCUGGAAAACAAUUGGAAGAUGGUCGUACCUUAUCCGACUACAAUAUUCAAAAGGAAUCUACCUUGCAUCUUGUGUUGAGACUUAGAGGAGGUACCAUUGAGCCUUCCCUUCGUAUCUUGGCAAUGAAAUACAAUUGCGACAAAAUGAUUUGCCGUAAAUGCUACGCUCGUCUUCACCCGCGUGCUACCAACUGCCGCAAGACUAAGUGUGGACACACAAACAACCUCCGCCCCAAGAAGAAGCUUAAGGAUUAAAUUCUUAAUUACUCAUUGACUUUGCACACCAUCUGCUAUUGCUUAUUAAUUUGUAAAAACAAAUAAAAAGGGAAAAACCACAAAAA